AUGGACGUUCUUCAGCUGCAGAGGAAGCUAAGAUAUGACGGAUUUCUGGAUGAUCAGUUCAGUCAGCUUCAGAAACUUCAAGAUGAGAGCAGUCCUGAUUUUGUGAUUGAGGUUGUCAAAAUGUUCUUUGAUGAUUCUGAGAAACUUCUUAACAACAUGACAAGAGCUUUAGGACAAGUACCUGUGGAUUUCAUCUCUUUGGAAAUAUGUAAUUUGGAGAUUGGAAAAACUUGUGAUGAUUUGCCAUUAUUUGUUGUAGUGUUGGGGCUGCCAGAGUUAAGAAUGUCUGUGCCACAUUCAGUUAUUAUUAUUAUUAUUGAAAGGUGUGUGAGAUGUUUACAACAACUCCAAAAUGAAUACUCCCUACUCAAGAACAAUCUUCAAUAUUUAUUUAGGCUUCAAGAACAAAUCCAAGCUGCUGGUGGUUCAAUUCCAACAAUAGAAUAGAGGGAAGUGACAUGAUUACCAAUUGUUGAAAAAUGAAAAAAUCAGAACAAUGUGAAGCUUUGGAUAUAACGGCUGAUUUUUGUUGUUUUUUCAUUUGGAAAGAAAAAAAAAUUCUGAUUUAAUCUUUCAUAAUUAUAUCUAGAGUUUAAUUAAACAGUGGGAUAAUGGUGAUGUGAAUAAACAUUUUGUGCCUAGUUUGCUACAUAUGUAUGUGAUUCUUUUUUCCAAUAGACUCUUGUUGUUUAUAGCUUCAUGCGUUCGUUU
Messenger RNA from Arachis ipaensis, 711 nucleotides. NCBI's taxonomy places the organism in Eukaryota, Viridiplantae, Streptophyta, Magnoliopsida, Fabales, Fabaceae. The record is from RefSeq and is a predicted model, not a curated record.